GGCUGGUCCGCGGCUCUCAGCGGCGGGCAGCGGUGGGCUCCCGCUGGCCCCUUGGGCGACCCCUGGCAUCGUCUUGUAUGUCGGGGAUCUUCCGCCGUGACUCUCGUCUCGGACGCGGCUGCCCGCGCUGUCUCCCGCCGAACGUAGCUGCCCCUCUUGGACAGCGCGCCGUCCAUGGCGGGGGCUGCCCCGGCCACGGCCUUCGGGCAGGCAGUGAUCGGCCCGCCGGGCUCGGGCAAGACCACGUACUGUUUGGGCAUGAGUGAGUUCCUGCGCGCGCUGGGCCGGCGCGUGGCGGUGGUGAACCUGGACCCGGCCAACGAGGGGCUGCCGUACGAGUGCGCCGUGGACGUGAGCGAGCUGGUGGGGCUGGGCGACGUGAUGGACGCGCUGCGCCUGGGCCCCAACGGCGGCCUGCUCUACUGCAUGGAGUACCUGGAGGCCAACCUGGACUGGCUGCGCGCCAAGCUCGAGCCCCUGCGCGGCCACUACUUCCUUUUCGACUGCCCAGGCCAGGUGGAACUCUGCACGCACCACGGCGCUCUGCGCAGUAUCUUCUCCCAGAUGGCGCAGUGGGACCUCAGGCUGACUGCCGUCCAUCUAGUGGAUUCUCAUUACUGCACAGACCCGGCCAAGUUCAUUUCGGUACUGUGUACCUCCCUGGCCACCAUGCUCCAUGUGGAGCUGCCCCACGUCAACCUCCUCUCCAAGAUGGACCUCAUUGAGCACUAUGGGAAGCUGGCCUUCAACCUGGACUACUACACAGAGGUCCUGGACCUCUCCUACCUGCUCGACCACCUAGCUUCUGAUCCCUUCUUCCGCCACUACCGUCAGCUCAAUGAGAAACUGGUGCAGCUCAUUGAAGACUACAGUUUGGUGUCCUUCAUCCCUCUCAAUAUCCAGGACAAGGAGAGUAUUCAGCGAGUUCUGCAGGCUGUGGACAAAGCCAAUGGCUACUGUUUCGGGGUCCAAGAGCAGCGGAGCCUGGAGGCCAUGAUGUCUGCCGCCAUGGGAGCCGACUUCCAUUUCUCCUCCACCCUGGGCAUCCAGGAGAAGUACCUGGCUCCCUCAGACCAGUCAGUGGAGCAGGAAACCAUGCAGCUAUAGCAACAAUCUGGCUCUGGAGAGCCAGAUGCGUAACCCAGUACCGGGGCAAGUGGCCACUCCCAGCGAGCAGCAGACAGUUCUGCAGGCCCAAAGCCAAGGGCAAAUCCUUUCGGCCAAACUGGGACACUGGCAAAGGGAGACUCGGCCCUGCCAAGGACAUCUAGCCAAGAGGCAGACAUGGUGCCGGCAAAGCGCCCACCAUCCUCUAUGCUCACGAGCUCUGGGCACCACCACCGGGAACACAGCACUGCCCCACCCUGGCAGUGAUGGACUGUACUACAAUACAAGGGUUGACUUUCUGCUUUUGUGGCUUCUACUGUCCAGACCCAGGGAUCUGGGGCAGACUGCCACCUUACCUCUUACCUGGUGGACAUUUUCCCAAAAGUACAGGAGCAUGGGGGUCGGGGGGUGGACAGUCUCCAAUCAUAUGCUUUUGUUCAUAUUCAGUUUUAACAGUGAACCUCAAGAUUGAACUUUCACAGGCAACACUUCUUAGCUAGAUUUUAUUUUAAAGUACUUCUAUUGUAUUUCAUGGUUUUGUUCUGUUUUGGGCAGGUGUUAACUAGUUUUUCAUUUAUGGCAGUGAUUAAAAGUUCACCUUAAAAUGAAAACUAUUUCUAAAAAGUGAAUUAUAAAAAAUAUUGCAUACAUCAUACAUUAUGAUGGUGUGGCAAAAGUUAAGAUGCCUUGAAAAUAAGAAAUAACAUUUGCUUCCUUUGCUCUUGCCAACUAGUUGAAUGCAAUUCAUAUUUUCAGCCAAUAGGUGGCAUCCCAGGCUUGAAAAAAAAUUGUGCCAUUUGCAUUUGUAGCCUGGGGGCAGAAAGGGACAGAUGGCAGUUUUGCCAAGUCUUCCUUCCAGACACUGGGUCCUGUUAAAACAGGGGCUUGGCAUUUUAGAGUGCUUCCACACACAUGGGCCUCAUGUGUCUCUCAGCCAGCAACUCUGGGUGGACAAAAUGGGGGUGUUACUAAGUCCCAUUUUAUAGUGAGGAAACCUCAGGAUCAGGAGCUUGAACUUUGCGUCUCUCAUAGUCCAUUUUACUCACUUCUUAAUCGCAAACACUUCAUAGUGAAAUGUUAAGGCCCCACAGGAUUUGUAGCCAACAGGAGACAGUGUGUAGACACAGAAUGACUAAAUCACAAAUCAGACGGAAGAGAGAUCACUGGUGGCACCUGGAGGAUUCAGUUUAAGGAAACCUAUUCUGAAGCGGCUUUGAAAUGGGGUCUUUCCCUUUCCAGUUUUGGCAGCCAGAGCAUAAGCCAGAAGAGGAAGGGGCUCCAUGGAAGCUGCUGUGGCUGGAACAAUAUGAAAGCCGCCAACCUCCCCUCCCACGCCUGACCAUAGAGGGGAUAAUAACCAGGUGUUGCUUCCCCAGCCUCUUUCAUGUGAGGAGUUCAAAGCAUCUCACCCCUAUUAACACCCUGCACAGUAGGUGGGGAGUAUCAACAGAGCUAGCCAGGGAAACUGAGGCCAGGAGGCUCAGCCUAAGGCUGGCUGUGAGUCACUGUGGUGCCUGGAGCUCAGCAAUCCUGGCGCCCAGGUGCUGGACAAAUUCCUCAUCAGUUAGGAUGUGAGGGUGGGUGCUGUGUUUUUGAAAAUAGCCAGAGCUGUGGUCAUGGGUUUUAAUGCUUACCCCAUCA
Messenger RNA from Condylura cristata (star-nosed mole), 2748 nucleotides. It is a transcript of the gene GPN2, whose product is annotated as GPN-loop GTPase 2. Lineage: Eukaryota; Metazoa; Chordata; Mammalia; Eulipotyphla; Talpidae. Gene Ontology annotation, molecular function: GTPase activity. The record is from RefSeq and is a predicted model, not a curated record. The transcript is spliced from 5 exons. Bases 175 to 1107 code for a protein of 310 amino acids. Gene Ontology annotation, cellular component: cytoplasm.